UCCACUAGACAGCAGAAGAUGCCAGCAGCCCCAGCCCUCCCGUCCCGUGUCCACGGCCUCUUCCUGGCAUUGCUCUGCAGCUGCACCUGCUUAGAAGGGACAGGUGCAAAACUCCAAGCUUUUAUCAGCUCUCCCCUCCAAAUCAGCGCUUCUUUUGGGCAAUGUUUCUCUGUCCAAUGUGAGGGCUACACGGCAUUUCGAAGCGGUAAUAUAUACUGGCUGGCCAACGGCACGUUUGUAGAGGACUUGUAUCCAGAUGGUGCAGUGAUCGAGGAAGACGCCAGGAAGGUGAAAGUGCCAGGCCGCCACCUCCUGCAGCGGGAGCUGGUCUUCCGCUCCUUCUCAGAACAGGACCUGCACACCACCUUUAAGUGUGUCAUCCUUGACCCCUUCGGCCCCGCCCAGAAGACUCUCACCUGGUUGCCACCCAAGGAAGACGGGCCCGAGACUGGAGGGAGUGGGAGCGGAGGGCUGGAAGACCCCUGAUCGAGAGCCCAGGGGUUGCUCAGGGACCACUCGAUGGCUCCACAUCGACGAAGGGAAGGCCAAGCCAUUGCUGUGAGCUGCCCGUCUAUCCAGUGUGUUUCCAGUCCUCCUAUGGUCCUGCAGAAGUUCCGUCCCCCCCCCCCACUUUUCUAGCCAACGGCACCAUCCCAUUCCCCCUCUACCCUUCUCAAAGGCUGCACUUUACUCCCCACGUAGGAUGGAAAAGAGAAGGCAGCAAUUCCUGGAGGAUAUAAAGGCCGUGGCACCGCUCCCAACUCCAUGCGGGCGGCUUGAAAUCCCAUUGAUUUACCAUCUUCAAUUGGAAUGAAUGGAAAAAUGUCAUCAGCUUUUGUAUUCUCUGCUCUCAGAGCUUAUUUUAAAAAUGUGUAUGGUGUGUUUCGAGGCAGCUCGAAACAAUAAAAGAAUUCA
Molecule: messenger RNA, 915 nt
Organism: Eublepharis macularius
Lineage: Eukaryota; Metazoa; Chordata; Lepidosauria; Squamata; Eublepharidae
Product: interleukin-1 receptor type 2-like
Exons: 6
Coding region: 19-486 (155 amino acids)
Source: RefSeq, a predicted model, not a curated record